GUUGAAAAAUAAGUAGGAUUUUCUAUGUUUAACGUGUAUAUCAAGUAAACAAACAGAUCUGUUGAGCACUCCGCAGCGUAGCCCAUCACUCACCACUCUUGUCACGGUAGCAGCCUUGCUCUCUCGUAAAGGAGUGACACGGUUUCCCCAAGCUCAUACCGCGUGAGGCCCGAACCGGGGACUUCAAGACUCCCUGAGCUCAGGUUUAGGCAACACAUGCGUAAGAGAUGAUAGCCCCUCCCGGGUCAGUGAGCUAACAAAUAGUAGAUACUUUCACCAAAACUGGGCAGAAUAUUUGAGCGGUAUUCUUCUGCGACGCCUGGUGAGAUGAUACUUGACUACAAGAUCAUGCGGUUCGAUGUUAGUCCUUUCGCGUUCCGUAAUCAUCUUGUACGAGCAGCUCUCGAGACCACGGUCGCUGCUUGCUGUUUGUGUCGACCAGGCUGCGUUCUCGCCGUGUAAAGAUGAGUUUGUUUUGGACGAGUUUCGAUGGGCAGCGCCCUUGCGACCAGAGUCUUUUUGAAACCAGCCCUCAUCCUUUAACCAUGUCUGUCUACCCGAAUACCAACAAUUAUCCACUGGGGCACACGCUCAUCAUCUGGCCUGGGCUACAGACGGUGGACAGACUGCCGCCGUCUAGCCCGGACCUAUUAUGUAUGGCGUUGACAUAUCUCAAACCUUUGAUACCACACCUGUUGCCAUCUGGUCCCAAGGUUGGUCCGGGGAGAGCUUUGGUAUCAGCUAGCCAAACGCACAGGACCAACACCUUUCUAUUUAUCAACGACACUUUUGCCACAAACCUGAUUUCGUCCGCGGCACAGCGUAAGCAACCAGGCAAUGACAAUACCACACCGCUCAUGGGUGGAGAUGUUGGAUAUUGGAACUGA
This is a messenger RNA of Pyricularia oryzae 70-15, 887 nucleotides long. RefSeq lists its product as uncharacterized. The record is from RefSeq and is a predicted model, not a curated record. The transcript has 3 exons. The coding region runs from base 546 to 887 and encodes 113 amino acids. Lineage: Eukaryota; Fungi; Ascomycota; Sordariomycetes; Magnaporthales; Pyriculariaceae.